Molecule: messenger RNA, 2192 nt
Organism: Clarias gariepinus (North African catfish)
Lineage: Eukaryota; Metazoa; Chordata; Actinopteri; Siluriformes; Clariidae
Gene: p2rx5
Product: purinergic receptor P2X, ligand-gated ion channel, 5
Exons: 12
Coding region: 87-1484 (465 amino acids)
Biological process (GO): response to ATP; monoatomic cation transmembrane transport
Cellular component (GO): plasma membrane; nuclear inner membrane
Molecular function (GO): extracellularly ATP-gated monoatomic cation channel activity; purinergic nucleotide receptor activity
Source: RefSeq, a predicted model, not a curated record
CAAGCGGUUGUUCGGUGUCGCACACGGACUCCGUCACUGACGCCGCGCGGCUGGAGUUCACGCGCAGGAUAAUCACCGGCACCGGCAUGGCAAACGGCUGGGGUCAACUUUUCUGCUCUAUCUUCGACUACAAGACGGAAAAAUUCUUUGUCGCGAGAAAUAAUAAGAUCGGAGUGUUGUUCAGACUCUUUCAGCUCGCAGUGAUCGGAUACUUAAUCGGAUGGGUCUUCAUAUGGAAGAAAGGCUACCAGGAGAAAGAAGAAGCAAUUCAGAGCUCAGUGUUCACGAAGCUUAAAGGCAUUGCUCUUAUUAACACCACAGACCUCGGGCUCAAUUUAUGGGGUGCCGAAGAUUAUGUAAUUCCUUCUCAGGGGGAUAAUGUCUUAUUUAUUGUAACAAAUUACCUUGAGACUCCAAACCAACGGCUGGGCUCCUGUGCCGAGAGUCCACGGGUCCUUGAUGGUGUGUGUUCUUAUGAUGACAAUUGCACAGAGGGAGAUCCUGUUAGAGCAGGUCAUGAACUUGGGUUGAACUCAGGGUUAAAGACGGGACGCUGUUUGAAUGAGUCGGGCACGUGUGAAAUACAUGGCUGGUGUCCGGUUGAGCGCAGUUACACACCAAAGGAGCCGUUGCUGGGAAAAGCCGAAAACUUCAGCAUCUACAUCAGGAACUUCAUCAGGUUUCCGAAGUUUGAUUUCUCCAAAGCCAACGUUCUCACCUCCACCAACCACACAUAUCUGAAGUCCUGCUACUAUGACAAAGUCCACCAUCCAUAUUGCCCCAUCUUCCGCUUGGGAGAUAUGGUCAACUGGACUGGUAACAGCUUUCAAGAAAUGGCUGUGAAGGGUGGAUCUAUCGGAGUGGGAAUUGAAUGGAAUUGUAAUUUAGAUAAAGACACCUCUUACUGCAACCCUGAGUACAGGUUCACUCGUCUGGACAACUCAAAUGGCUCAAACAUCUCUGGAUACAACUUCAGAUUUGCUCGCUAUUACAGAGAUCCAGAUGGAAAGACGUAUCGCUCACUGUUUAAAGUGUUUGGCAUUCGAUUCGAUAUCAUGGUUAAUGGGGAGGCUGGGAAAUUCAGUAUUGUGCCCACAGCGGUGAACAUUGGCUCCGGAGUUGCUUUAAUGGGUAUUGGAGUGUUCUGUUGUGACAUGAUCCUCAUCUAUGUGAUGACUGGGAGCUCGUUCUAUAGGAAGAGGAAGUUUGAGUCCGUUGCAGCAAAGCCCGAUCUACGGUCCAGAGACAAGACGCGGAAAAGACACCAUCGGCACGGCCACGAUAGACACAAGAAAGAAGAUAACCCAGACGUGGAGAACCAACUUCUGUCUUCCUCGCCGACUCGCAGUCCGAGAAAACACAAACAUCGCAAUCAUGAACAGAAGCAGGUUAAAGAUGCAACAUCCAAAUCUCACCUUAGCCCUGAAAGAAAGGAUGCGGCUCAGGCUUCCUCAUCCAGGGCGCCAUGCAGUCCAAAGAAAUAAAGCAGCAGAUGAAGAAAUGAAAAUUGUUUAAGGAGGGAACUCCUGUAUACUGUGAAAGAAGUGAAGAAAUGAAGGAGAGGACAAUGAGAUGCUGCUCCAAAGUUGAACAAUUUUGUGUUGUAGCUGUGGAAUCAAACAUGAACUUGAUAAUAGUUUUAUGUUUAAAUUGCCUUUUUUUUAACAUGGCUUACGUUAUUCCUCACUCGCAAGGAAUAAAUUCUCCAGAACUCAAAAGAAUAUAAAGAUGCUUGAAAUGUUAUACAUAAAGGAUUGAUUCAAGAUCUGCAACUCUCUACAGUUUUUUAUACAUUAUAAGAAGUCUGUCCACAGAAAGUGUCAUUUUGAAGGGGAAAAAAAUCCCCUGUUCUAAUUAAGAAACAUUUCACGUUUGGAAAAAAAAGUGUUUUAAAUGAAUUUACUCUGUGUUUAAGGUCAAACAUUGGAUAAAUGCAUGAUUCUUUCUGGCAUGUUUUUUUUUUCCUGUGCCAAUUAAUCUAGAGUUGGCUGGUUUGAACAGUAUUUCUUUUAAUGCCUGAAACUGUGUGAAAUGGAGGUCACAUUAAUUGCUAUAUUACUUUGUAAUAUUUGUAACUGUUUUUUUUACACAUACCUCACUUACAAUUUAAAUAUUAUUCUUUUAAAAGUGAUAUGUGCAUGGUUAAUAAUCUAAAGGGAAUUAAAGAGAUAAAUAAACAACUAUCGCUGUAA